AUGGCAAUCGGGAAGGACACGCGCUCAAAUACGACUCACGCGUUCGCCUCACUAACCGCCAUUUCACACAAUACCACAGGACACAAGAUUAUCAACUGGCCACUGAUGGCCCGGAACACGUCCGACCAGCGUCGGAACUUCACUUCCUCUCUGCUGAGCAACGUGACCGACCGCGAGCAUAUUUUUUAG
This is a messenger RNA of Zymoseptoria tritici IPO323, 189 nucleotides long. RefSeq lists its product as uncharacterized. The coding region runs from base 1 to 189 and encodes 62 amino acids. NCBI's taxonomy places the organism in Eukaryota, Fungi, Ascomycota, Dothideomycetes, Mycosphaerellales, Mycosphaerellaceae. The record is from RefSeq and is a predicted model, not a curated record. The transcript has a single exon.